AUGUCUAUUACACAUGAAAAUUUAGAUUAUUCAGGAAAUUUUAAUGAUUAUAAUAAUGAUAAUGAUCGAGAUCAUGUACAUGAUUAUAAUGAUCAUAUAGAAAGUAAUAAUUUAAUUAAUGGAUAUACUACUGAUGAAAUUAAUUAUGAACAAAUGAAAAAAUGUUAUAAUUCAACUAAUCAAUUAUAUAAUAUGGAACCAGAAUUAAUUGGAUUUGUACAAAAACAUAAUGUAGUUAUGGAUGAUGGAGCAGUUAUUAAUAAAAUGGCAUUAUUAAAACAAACUAUAUUAGAUAGAAAAAAUAAAAAGAAAUUUCAACCACCUAAAUGUUUAAGUAUGAAAAUGUUUAUUAUUUUAAUCAUUUUAACAAUUGUAUUAAUACCAUUAAUUAUAAUUGGAAUAAUUAUUGGUAUUAUUUAUAUAUAUAAAACAAAUAUACCAAAUUUACCAUAUGCAUUACCAUGGUGGCGUCGUUCAUUAAUAUAUCAAAUGAAUAUUGAAACAUGGGCAAAUGAUGUACAAGGACCUAUUGGUCGAUUACAAGAUAUAAUACCACGUAUAGAUUAUUUAGUGAAUCAAGUUGGUGUUACAAGUAUAUUACUUACAAAUUUAUUAAAUUCUGAUAAUAAUGGUAUUAUUGAUUGGGAAAUAAUUAAUCAAUCCAUUGAUCCAACUGAAGAAGGAUUUAAUCAUUUUUUACCACAAUUAAUAAAAAAAUCAAAACAACAAAAAAUGAAAAUUUUAAUUGGUUUACCAAUUUAUACAACAAGUAAUAAACAUGAAUGGUAUCGUUUAAGUCAAUCAAAUAGUAAUAAUGUUUAUAGUACAUUUUAUAUAUGGACUAUUAAUGAACCUUUAACUGAUCAACAAAAACGACAUUAUGCCUAUGAUUCUAUUCGUCGUGCAUACUAUCGACAUGUACAUGGUAAUCCAAAUAGUCCAUUAUUAAAUUUAAGUAAUCCUAAUGUACAAGUGAAAAUGAUUGAAGUUAUUAAAUUUUGGAAACAAAAACUUGAAAUUAAAGGUGUUAUGAUAAUGAAUUCAAGUAAUUUACUUGAAGAAAUGGUUCCAGGUAUUAGAAAAAUCUUAAACACAGACACUGAUAAUGAAUUCAUAUGGUUCGCUGAUGAACCAAAAAUUGAUGCCAUGGUAAAUAUGGAACAGAAAGUUUGUCUACAUACACUUACACUAAAUAUUCGUGUACCAACAAGAAGUGAUGACAUAGAUUCACAAAUUCGACAAGCUAUGAAUAAUACACAAUUAAGAAAAUGUAGUCCAAUUUGGUUAGUUCAUCAAUUAAGUGAAGAUAAUAAAGAUUUUGAAACCAUUCAAAAAUUAGCAUAUUUUCUACCAGGUAGUUAUUUAAUGUUAGCUGGACAAGAGGUUGAUUUGACUAAUGGUAAUCAACAACUUAUCAAAUGGUCAUAUGAUAAUUAUUUAGAUUAUAACACUUAUUGGCCAAUUAAUAUAAAUUUAAUUAAUAAUGGUAAACAACGUUUAUAUCAAUGGAAAUUAUUUAUAGAAAAAUCAUAUAGUAUUACAAUAUUAAAUACCCCUAGUGAUAAAAAUCAAUUAAUGAGUUAUAUCCCUAAAACAACUUAUAAUUUAUUGAUUAUUUAUCGUCAUUAUAUUAAUACAAUAUAUCGUAUUUAUUUUAUAGUUAGUUUUCAAACUUUAAAUACUAUCAUACCAUUUCAAUCAAUAUUUUAUGAUAUAAGUAGUUUAUCUCAUUUAAAAUUAAUAAUCAAGUUUUAUUACUUUAUCAUUAUUAAUAACAAUACUAUUACUAUUAUUAUUACUAAUACUACUGCUAAUACUAUUACUACUACUACUACUACUACGACUACUACUACUACUACUAACAAUAAUAAUCAUAAUCAUAAUACUACGACUACUACCACUACUACUAGAAUUACUAUUGCUAAUACUACUAUUACAAUUACUAUUACUACUACUGCUACUAUCACCACUACUACUGUUAAUAAUAAUAAUAAUAAUAAUAAUAAUAAUAAUAAUAAUAAUAUCAGUACUAUUAUUAUUACCAAUACUACUGUUACUAUUAUUACUACUACUAAUAAUAUUAGUGCUAUUUUUAUUAUUACUAUUACCAUUACUACUACUACUACCACUGUUAAUAAUAAUAAUAGUAGUACUAUUAUUUUUACCAAUACUACUGUUACUACUAUUACUACUACUACUACUACUACUGAUAAUAAUAAUAAUAAUAAUAGUCGUAGUAAUUAUUCGAUUCACGAUCGUUUAUGAACUAAUAAUACAUGAUUAUACAAUGAAUCUUUUUUUUAAAAAUUUACCUAUUAAGAAAGUGGAUUUUAUGAAGAUUGUAAUGAUUUCUUUAAUAAUUGAAUUGAUAAGUUAAUUAAAGAUAUAGCAUUAUUGAAAAACUUAGAAGCAUUGGAUAGUCAUCUCAUUCUUAGUACACAUUCAUAAUCUCAUUUGUCGGGUUCAACUUUGAAAGCUUUCAAUUGGUUGAAUUUUAGGGUAUUAACAUUGUUAGCUACUAGCUCAGUCGAUUAGAGGUUAAAUAUUCAUAGACGAGACCGAAAGUGUUAGGUUGUUAUCUUGAGAGUAGGAUUAUAAAUGUUCACUACUGAAGAAGUCUCAUAUUAGGACGAAAUGGUUGUCCAAUGCUUUCAGGUGUUUUUAAAAUGAUGAUCUAGUUUUAAUUGACUCAUGAAUUCAACUAUUAAUCUUCUUUUCAAUACUUUGUAAUCUCUUCCUUUUUUUAAAUUUCUUAGUUUAUGAAUCUAAUUUCAUUGAAAUUGUACAAAUAUGAUUCUUUAUGUAAAUAGAUUAUUUAUAAAAUAAAAUAAAAGAAAC
Messenger RNA from Schistosoma margrebowiei, 2838 nucleotides. NCBI's taxonomy places the organism in Eukaryota, Metazoa, Platyhelminthes, Trematoda, Strigeidida, Schistosomatidae. The record is from the annotation of a GenBank genome assembly.